Molecule: messenger RNA, 2649 nt
Organism: Prunus avium (sweet cherry)
Lineage: Eukaryota; Viridiplantae; Streptophyta; Magnoliopsida; Rosales; Rosaceae
Product: RING/FYVE/PHD zinc finger superfamily protein
Source: RefSeq, a predicted model, not a curated record
AAACAGAAGGCGAAGAAAAAUGAGGAACCGCCAUACGAAACCUUGGGAUUUUAGAAUUUCUCCAUCUCUCCUUCUCUCCUCCUCCUUAUAAAUAAGACUAGUAAAUAAAAAAGUAAGAAAUAGCAAAGCAAAAACGCAGCAGUUGAAGAAAUAUUUACAAGAAGAAGCGCUUCCCCUUCCCCCCUUGUUUAUAAUAAAAAGAUUGUAAGACUGAUUUAUUAUUAGCGACCGAUUUCCCUCUCCUCUCCUCUCGUCUCUCUUCUUAUUUAUUUAUUUAUUUGUGAAUGUGUGUGAAGAAGUUUUGAGAGAGAGAGUUUUGAAUUUAAAACACAACAGCAGAAGCAGAAGCAGCAGCAAAUCAGUAACAAAAUUAAACAAAGCACCAAAUACGAAACCAGAUCUACUAUGGUCAUGACCGAGAGACCUUCCAAGCGGCUCAGGAGGAGGGUGACCGCUGAUCUCCCGGACUUUUUCACCUUCCCUCAGCCCCACAGCGAACUCGUUCCCCCACAGCCUUUCCGUGAGAACGUCCGCAGCUUCCUCAUUCGUCACGCGCACGUCACGUGCCCAUCCUCCUCGUUGUUCCCGUCCUUGGUCACCUCACAGAUCUCGCUCCGGGUCGGGCAUCCGGGCGACCCGACCGCCGUUCUUCCCUUGGACGUCGUCGAGGAGGACGUCACCCGCUCCAGACGAUCCGUCUACUGCGACCAGUGCCGAGUCGUUGGUUGGAGUGGGCAUCCGGUGUGCAAAAAACGCUACCAUUUCAUAAUAAGAAGAGGCGCUGGGACUUGCGAGACUGAGAUUCCCUUGCAGCAGCAGCAACAGCAACAACAAUACAACAACAACAACAAAAGUAACAACUGGUGCAAUUCUAUGAGUGCGACAAUGGAGGAGACGGAUGAUGUUGAAGAAUGGGCGUAUCUUCAACUUCAUGAUAAUACUCAUCUUCUCCAUGCCGUCAUUCACUCCAAUGGCUUUGCCCACCUUCUAACCCUCAACGGCAGACAAGGAGGCUCCACCCUUCUCUCUGGCCGUCACAUUUUGGACUUGUGGGAUAGGCUCUGUCAAACCCUCUCUGUCAGGAAAGUUAGUGUGAUGGAUGUUUCGAAGAAGUAUGGGAUGGAGUAUCGAUUGUUGCACACAAUCAUCAACGGCCGUUCUUGGUAUGGAGAUUGGGGCUAUGAAUUUGGUGCUGGGAGCUAUGCUCUCACUCAAGAUUCUUACCACAAAGCAGUGGAUACCCUGUCCAGCUUGCCUUUGCACCCAUUUCUAUUCCAACCAAGGAGACCCCGGACUCGCGUGCAGUCUGUUGUUGCUUUUUAUCAAUCUUUAUCCGAUACCCAACUCCCAACAAUCAAGGAUCUUUUUACAUACAUGUUGAGUCUAAUCCAUAGAUCCCGCAAGCCCACAUCAUGUAAGAAACCCCAGCAUCAAACUUCCAAUGCUUUAUGUGCGUGGACGGCCAAUGACGUUGAACAUGUGCAACAAGCUAUGAUCAAGCUACUGCUUGCAGCAGUUGGUGUUGGAGAGGAUAGCUGGGUGUCAAAGCGUGCCCUCAGGGCCGCAUUGUACAAGAGUUCCUCUCUGGAGCUUCUUGAUUACAGCCUUAAACACCUGGGAGGGAAGUUGGCAGCCAAUGGUAUGGUAGUUAAGGCCCGGUGCAGUCCCGCGUCAACUGAUGUAGAAUACAGGCUUGUGCCAUUGAUUAUUGGGAACGUUGAUGGAUCCGAGGAUUUGAAUUAUCCAUCGGAAGAGCAAAUCCUAUGUGACCUCAAAUUUUUAUAUGAUUCCAUUAUCCACCCUGACACCAUGCUAAGCUAUACACCUCAAGUGAUGAGAGAACGUGUUAUUGACGCAGCAACUAAGCUUCUCGAUUGCAAGCAAUUUGUGAAGGACUGCAUGCCUGAUAAAAUGGCAGCGGAAAGCUCCUUUGGCAUUCGCCUCUGGUGUCAUGUGGAGCUUUCAGAUGAACCCAAAGAUGAUUUUAUCCUGCCUCCAGAACUGAUUGUCUUGCCCUUGAAUGCAACUGUUGCUGACCUUAAAAGGGAAGCUACCAUAGCCUUCCAGGAAGUAUAUGCCAUGUUUAAGAGGUUUGAAGUUGAGGAAUUGCUUGAAUAUGGCUCUAUAAAUGAUUCAUUUACAGUGAAACUUCUGGUUGGAACAUGUGGCUCGAUUCGUUUAAAAGGGAGAUGCCCUGCAAAACAUGGGCUUAACCGUUUCCGGAUGGAGAGAGGACUUGAAAGCUGGACCGUUGAUUGCACAUGUGGGGCCAAGGAUGAUGAUGGGGAGAGGAUGUUAGCUUGUGAUACAUGUGGUGUUUGGCAGCACACAAGGUGUGCCGGGAUUCAUAGCUCUGAUGCUAUCCCCGCCAGGUUUGUUUGCAUGAGAUGUGUAAGCUCAUACCGCGAGAAAAGCCAAAACACCAAUGAUCCUGCCAAGGAAGCUAAUAUUAGUGCCCCUUUCUCCAACACAACUUGCAGAGCUAAGGCAUCUGCAACUGAUAGUCCCAGCGUUGCAUCUAACAUGAACAUGGCAUUUAGUGUACUUUGAUUGCAAUAUUAACCUUAUGUACAGUUGACAUUUGGUAGGUUUUUGAAGGGGGCAGAUUUUUUCACAUUUUGGGAGUUCCUUGCGAACUUUGCCUCCCAU